Molecule: messenger RNA, 597 nt
Organism: Penicillium brevicompactum
Lineage: Eukaryota; Fungi; Ascomycota; Eurotiomycetes; Eurotiales; Aspergillaceae
Product: low-affinity Cu transporter
Exons: 4
Coding region: 1-597 (198 amino acids)
Biological process (GO): copper ion transmembrane transport
Cellular component (GO): membrane
Molecular function (GO): copper ion transmembrane transporter activity
Source: RefSeq, a predicted model, not a curated record
AUGGAUCACUCGAUGCAUAUGGCCAUGGGCCACGGUGAUAUGGGCCAUGGUGGUAUGGACCACGGCGACAUGGACAUGGGAGGGAAGUGCAGUAUGAAUAUGCUUUUCAACUGGUCCUCAGAAAACCUAUGCAUUAUCUUUCGCAGCUGGCGUAUAACCGGCCCUGUUUCCUUCUUCUUUUCCCUCGUGGCUAUUGUGAUUCUUACUGCAGGCUACGAGGGAAUUCGGUCAAUUACCCGGAAGUACGAAGCUGCCCACGCACAGCGCUUAAGUACAUUCGUGGGCACUGUCAAUACAGGUGACAAUGAGAUCGCCGACCCUAUCAUUGCGAGCGGCCUGGCCAACGCCAUCCAUCACACUCACGACGAAGGCUCACCACUGCUUGUAGGAAGGGACAACAAAGCGGCACUGGCUCGCAAAGGCAAGGUCACUAUGGCGGCUCUAUAUGCCAUCCAGGUCUUCUAUAGUUUCUUCAUCAUGCUUCUUUUCAUGACAUACAACGGCCCUGUCAUGAUUGCGGUUGCAGUGGGUGCAUUUUUCGGAUACCUUGCUUUCUCCGAGGGAACUCCGGCAAGCAAGACGAUCGCCUGCCACUGA